Molecule: messenger RNA, 1514 nt
Organism: Struthio camelus australis
Lineage: Eukaryota; Metazoa; Chordata; Aves; Struthioniformes; Struthionidae
Source: RefSeq, a predicted model, not a curated record
CUCGCCGAGGAGGAGGAGGAGGAGGAGGAGGACGAAGGGCAGCGAGCUCGGAAGAUGGAGGUCUCGGCGGAGCAGCCGCGGUGGGUGAGCCACCACCACCCGGCUGUGCUCAACGGGCAGCACCCGGACUCGCACCACCCGCCGCUCGGCCAUACCUACAUGGACCCCGCGCAGUAUCCGCUCGCCGAGGCAGUGGAUGUACUUUUUAACAUCGACGGACAAGGCAACCCCGUCCCCCCCUAUUACGGCAACUCCGUGCGAGCCACGGUGCAGAGAUACCCCGCGGCCCACCCCGGCGAGGCGCCAGGGGUUCCCCCCCCGCCGCGGCUGAACGGGUCCCUGCCCUGGCUGGACGGGAGCAAGGCGCUGGGCAGCCACCACGGCGCUUCUCCCUGGAACCUCAGCCCCUUCUCCAAGACCUCCAUCCACCACAGCUCGCCGGGACCCCUCUCCGUCUACCCGCCCGCUUCCUCCUCCACUUUAUCCGCCGGCCACUCCAGCCCGCACCUUUUCACCUUCCCACCGACUCCUCCCAAAGAUGUGUCCCCGGAUCCGUCCAUCUCCACCCCGGGCUCCACCGGCUCCACCCGGCAGGACGAGAAGGAGUGCAUCAAAUACCAGGUGUCCCUGGCCGACACCAUGAAGCUGGAGUCGUCUCACUCCCGGAGCAGCAUGGCCUCUUUAGGAGGAGCCACCUCCUCCGCUCAUCACCCCAUCACUACCUACCCACCUUAUGUCCCAGAAUAUGGCUCUGGACUUUUUCCCCCCAGUAGCCUCUUAGGAGGAUCGCCUACGGGGUUCGGGUGCAAAUCGCGACCAAAAGCACGCUCAAGCACAGAAGGCAGGGAGUGUGUAAACUGUGGGGCUACCUCAACCCCUCUGUGGAGAAGAGACGGCACCGGGCACUAUUUGUGUAACGCCUGUGGACUCUAUCACAAAAUGAACGGGCAGAACCGGCCCCUGAUCAAGCCCAAGAGAAGGCUGUCUGCAGCUAGAAGGGCGGGCACAUCCUGUGCGAACUGUCAGACCACCACCACCACCCUGUGGAGGAGAAAUGCCAACGGCGAUCCCGUCUGUAACGCCUGCGGGCUCUACUACAAGCUGCACAAUAUUAACAGACCCCUGACUAUGAAGAAAGAAGGAAUUCAGACCAGAAACCGAAAAAUGUCUAGCAAGUCCAAAAAGUGCAAAAAGGUCCACGACAACCUUGAAGACUUUCCCAAGAACAGCUCCUUUAACCCCGCCGCCCUCUCCAGACACAUGUCCUCUAUCAGCCACAUUUCACCUUUCAGUCACUCCAGCCCUAUGCUGACUACACCGACACCGAUGCAUCCUCCAUCCAGCCUCUCUUUCGGACCUCACCAUCCUUCCAGUAUGGUCACUGCCAUGGGUUAGCGAGAGACUCCCCUGCUGAAUGCUUACGGUCUCAAAAUGAGAUUUACUUUAUAUACUUGCAUUUUUGCAGGCGUGCGGUUAUGGGUCUGAUGUCCCGAAUCAAAUGGGAGGGGGAAAAA